GCCUGCCCGGCUGCAACUGCAAUCCGCAAUCCUUGCAGAGUUCUAGUUGUCGACAUAGAUUCCCCACCCGUUCUCUAAUUUCGAGCUGCUUGCCCACGGUUUCCAGAAUUCCAGUCACUUCGCUUCAAAUCUUCACCUCUCUGUUAUCUCCGACCGAACUCUCUCUUCGGCGUCAUCACCGGAAAAGUAGCCUUACUUGACUGUUGAUCUCGCGCACAGGGAUCAGAAACUGAGAUAUGGUGAUAGUUGUAUUGACAUUGGUUUUGGGCGUCUUAUUGGGAGUAUUUCUUUUGACUCCACGAGUGCGUAAGCCCGGUAAUGCUAAAGUUGCUAAGGCAGUUCUUAACAAUAAGGCAUCCAAACUUUAUACAAGGGCUGAAGUAUCAUUACAUAACAAGAAGACUGAUUGUUGGAUCAUUGUAAAGAAUAAGGUGUAUGAUGUUACUUCAUACGUUGAAGAGCAUCCUGGUGGAGAUGCAAUUCUUGCACAUGCUGGAGAUGAUUCAACUGAAGGGUUUUAUGGGCCACAACAUGCUACCAGGGUCUUUGACAUGGUUGAUGAAUUCUACAUUGGGGAAUUGGAAAAUUAAUUGCUAACUGUCAGUGGCUUGUAAAACUAUAGAGAACAGAACUGUAUUGUGAGAAACUUUUUCUAUUGUUUCGUGUUCUUGGUGUAGCUUCACUUGCAAUUUUCAGGCAUUGUAGGAACUUUGGCAAUGGCCAAGGGGUUCUUGAGGAUUUUAUUGUUCUUUUUGUCCAACUUUGGUGAACCACUUAUUAACUA
This is a messenger RNA of Nelumbo nucifera (sacred lotus), 784 nucleotides long. The record is from RefSeq and is a predicted model, not a curated record. NCBI's taxonomy places the organism in Eukaryota, Viridiplantae, Streptophyta, Magnoliopsida, Proteales, Nelumbonaceae.